AAAGUCCAAACAAAAGACUAUCCGAACCGCAAAUAUCAUAUAAUUUCCAGCAGUUAUGUCACCAAGUACCACCGAUGACAAUAAGCAACUCCAUGUUGCGAUGUUCCCAUGGCUUGCUUUUGGUCAUAUCAUUCCAUUUUUUCAACUUUCUAAAGCUAUAGCUCAAAAGGGUCACAAAGUUUCCUUUCUUUCGACUACAAGAAAUAUCGAACGUCUCCCUACACUCCCUUCUGAUCUCGAACCGCUUAUAAAUUUAGUUCGACUCACGCUUCCACAUGUUCAAGAGCUGCCGCAUAAUGCAGAAGCCACUAUGGAUGUCCGUACGGAUGAUAUUCAUUACCUCAAGACGGCCUUUGAUGGUCUUCAACCGCAAAUCACUCAGUUUCUUGAGAAAGAGUCUCCUGAUUGGAUUAUAUAUGAUUUUGCUCCUUAUUGGUUGCCUGAUAUCGCAGCUGGCCUUGGCAUCUCACGGGCUUUCUUCUCUAUAGUAAACGCUUGGUUCAUGGCAUUUCUUGGACCAUUGCCCAAGGACGUGAUAAAUCGUUCGGAUGAUCAAAAAAGUGUUGAAGAUUUCUUGACGCCACCUUCGUGGAUACCCUUUCCUAACAACUUAUGUUACCGAAAACAUGAAUCUAAGUGGAUGGUGGGCAGUGGACUGAUUAAUGCUUCUGGGGUUACAGAUAUAUAUCGUUCGCAAAUGGUUAUAAAGGGUUCUGAGUGUGUGUUUAUUAGAUAUUGUUAUGAAUUCGAACCCCAAUGGCUAACCCUUUCAGAAGAGCUAACCCACACACCCAUGGUUCCCGUGGGGUUAAUGCCACCAGAGACGGCAACCAACGUUGGAGAAGAGAAAAGUGACACAUGGAUGACCGUCAAGACGUGGCUUGAUGGUCAACCGAAAGGUCAAGUAGUAUAUGUGGCGUUAGGGAGUGAAGUUAUGGUGGGUAAAAGAGAGAUAGGUGAGUUAGCUUUGGGUCUAGAGCUUUCUGGGUUGCCAUUUUUUUGGGCUCUUAGAAAACCUGCUGGUUCCACUGAGUCUGACUCAUUAGAACUUCCAGACGGGUUCUUUGCAAGAACCCGUGAUCGUGGGAUGGUAAUGAUGAGUUGGGUACCUCAGCUACAAAUACUUAGCCAUGAGUCGGUUGGUGGGUUCCUGACUCAUUGUGGUUGGGGGUCAAUUGUGGAAGGGCUAAUGUUUGGACACCCUUUGAUAAUGUUACCAUUUUUGGUGGACCAAGGUCUAAAUGCUCGAGUGUUGGUGGAGAAAAAAGUCGGAAUUGAGGUGCCACGAAAUGAUGAAGAUGGCUCGUUCACUAGGGAUUCGGUGGCUAGAUCACUCACAUCUGUUAUUGUUGAUGAUGAAGGGAAGAUCUACAAGGCAAAUGCUAUGGCUUGGAGUCGAAUAUUUGGUGACAAGAAACUACACGAAAAGUAUGUAGACAACUUUAUAAAGUAUUUGGAAAGUCAAAGGUGUGUUGCGGGUACUGACCACCGAGUGUGAAUUUAUGUAUUUUGGUAUUGUGUUAUCAACCAUGUAAUAAUGUAUUAUGUUUUGCAUA
Molecule: messenger RNA, 1556 nt
Organism: Erigeron canadensis
Lineage: Eukaryota; Viridiplantae; Streptophyta; Magnoliopsida; Asterales; Asteraceae
Product: UDP-glycosyltransferase 91D2
Exons: 1
Coding region: 56-1498 (480 amino acids)
Molecular function (GO): UDP-glycosyltransferase activity
Source: RefSeq, a predicted model, not a curated record